AUGGACGUCCCGCGAGGAGAGGAUCUUGCCAGUCAGGACUCCCGGGCCCAGGCAGGAAAGGCGGAGCAGCAGGAGAGCACGGACGGAGUGCACGGCACCCAGGAGUUCAGGUGGAAGGAGUUGGCUGCAUUUGAGAGAAAGCGCCACUCCUCACUGGAGAGGGCGUCUGAAGUGGCGGCACCGACAGCGGAGGAAUGGCAGCCUCAGAGGGAUCUGCUGAAGGAAGCGGUUCCUCUGGCUGUGCCAAAGGUUUUCCGCCGGCAGCGGCCAGCCCACAGGGGCCUGGAGAAGCUACUGCAGGAGUUCUCCCGCCAAGGGCACACCCUGUCCCAGGUGUGCAGAGAGAAGGCAGUGCUGGGACAGGAGAACGCUGCCCUGGAAGCCCGACUGGCAGCCACGGAGCGGGACCUGCGAGGCCUUUCAGAGCAGCUGGCAGAGGCCAGGUCAGAGAAGGAGAGCCUGCAAAGCAGCCUGCUGGAGGCACAGCAGCACAUACGGGAGCUGGAGAUGGCCAGGAGCCGUGUGGAAGCCCAAGUGCACAGGGCCAGGCAGGCCAAGGAGGCGAUACUGGAGGAUGUGAGGGGCCUUCGUCGUGAGCUGCUGGCUGUAAGAGCUCUCAGCCAGCAGCAAUGUGAAGACAUGGCUGAACAGCUCCGCUGGGCACAAGAGCAGUGGUGCAAGGCUCUGAGACUCUGGCAGUCUGCCCAGGAAGAGGAAAAAAGGAAUCUCGUGCAAGAACUGGAGAGACAACUGGAAGAGCAGCAUGUGGAGACACGGAAGCAGCUGGAGGAACGGGCAAACUUCCUGGCAGAGGUGCUGCAGGAAGAGCAGCGUCAGAAGGCUGCUGUCAUCCACAAGGUGUACCAGCUGCAGAGAGAGCUGAAGCAAAGUGAGCAGCUGAGGCAGAGGCUGAAUGAGCAGUGGCAGAACGGGCAGGUCAUGCUGCAGGCUGAGCUGCAGGAAGCUGAGAGGAAGAUGAGGGCAAUGGAGAAGAGGCACCAAGAGGAAAUGGAAAGGAUGCACAAGGUCCUGCUGCAGUGCAGGCUGGCUGAAGAAAAGCAGGUGGACGCAGGAUCUGCCAUUGAAGCUGCUGGUGCAGCAGCAUCCUGCCAAGAAGCCUCCUCUCCACAGCCUGAAAACCAGAGCAUGAGCAGCUCGGCCCACUCAAGCCAGGAGAGAGAGAAGCAGUUCCUGAAGCUGCUGAGGUGUGUGGUGAGUGUGGAAGAUCCAGAAAAGAAGUACACUGGAUGGGAACAUCUUGGCAGUGGGGGCUUUGGAGCUGUUUAUAAGGCCUUCGACACUGCCACAGGACAAGCGGUGGCUGUAAAGGAACUUUAUCUCCAGCACCAGGGCUGUGAGGGAAUAUUAAAAGAAAUCCUGCUCAUGAGAGAAAAUAAGAAAGCCAAUAUUGUCAGCUACUUAGAAAGCACGGGAAAAAGUGGUUCUGGGUAG
Messenger RNA from Passer domesticus (house sparrow), 1452 nucleotides. Its product is annotated as centrosome-associated protein CEP250-like. Gene Ontology annotation, cellular component: cytoplasm. The record is from RefSeq and is a predicted model, not a curated record. Lineage: Eukaryota; Metazoa; Chordata; Aves; Passeriformes; Passeridae. The coding region runs from base 1 to 1452 and encodes 483 amino acids. The transcript has 14 exons. Gene Ontology annotation, biological process: regulation of MAPK cascade; intracellular signal transduction; regulation of axonogenesis. Gene Ontology annotation, molecular function: protein serine/threonine kinase activity; ATP binding.